CUAAUUCAACAUCUAUUUAUUUUUUUGUACCAUACUUCAUUUCAUGGCUCAUGUUCAAUUUUCUCUUUUACAAACAAGAAUAACAGGUAAAUAUGAUGAAACUUUGUAUCUUCUUGAAUGUAAGUUGAAGAAUGGUUAUAAACCUGAUGUUAUUCUCUGUACAAAACUCAUUAAGGGGUUUUGCAACUCGAAAAAGUCGGACAAAGGGGUGAAAGUUAUGCAAAUUUUGGAGCAAUUUGGUGAACCAGAUGUGUUUGCAUAUAAUGCACUUAUUAGUGGAUUUUGCAAAACGAACAAGAUUGAAGAAGCUAAUAAGGUGUUGAAUCGGAUGAAAGCUCGUGGCUUUCCUCCGGAUUCUGUUACGUAUAAUAUCUUGAUAGGCAGUCUUUGUGAUAGAGGGAAAUUAGGAUCAGCAUUGAAGUUGUUGGAUCAGUUGAAAGAAGAAAACAAUUGUAAGCCUACUGUUAUUACAUACACAAUCUUGAUAGAGGCAACGAUUCUUGAAGGCGGAAUUCAUGAAGCAAUGAAGCUUCUCCAUGAGAUGUUAUCGAGAGGUCUUCAACCUGAUAUGUACACUUAUAAUGCAGUUAUCAGGGGAAUGUGCAGAGAAAAGAUGAUGGAUCAAGCCUACGAGUUCGUUAGGAGUUUGCCAUCUAAGGGUUGUAAGCCCGACGUGAUCUCCUAUAACAUUUUGUUAAGGGCGUUGUUGCAUCAUAAAGGGAAAUGGAGUGAUGGGGAGCAGCUAAUGAAUGAGAUGUUAUCUGCAGGAUGUGAACCAAAUGUAGUUACUUAUAGCAUAUUGAUGAGUGCUUUAUGUAGAGAUGGGAAAUUAGACGAAGCGAUUAACUUGUUAAAGAUAAUGAUGGAUAAAGGAUUAACACCUGAUACAUUUACUUAUGAUCCAUUGAUUUCUGCAUUUUGCAAAGUAGGGAGAUUAGAUUUGGCUAUUAAGUUCUUGGAUUACAUGAUCUCGAACGGUUGCUUGCCUGAUAUAGUGAACUAUAACACUAUACUUUCUACAAUGUGUAAGAAGGGGAAAGCUGAUGAGGCAAUGGAAGUGUUUGAGAAGCUCGCGGAAAUAGGAUGUCCUCCUGAUGUGAGUACUUAUAAUACAUUGAUGAGCGCGUUAUGGAAUAAUGGAGGGAGAGCUAGGGCCUUGAAAAUGGUAUCAGAGAUGAUAGAAAAAGGUGUUGAUCCUGAUAAGAUAACUUAUAAUUCAUUGAUUUCAUGUUUAUGUAGAGAUGGGAUGGUAAAUGAGGCACUUGAUUUGUUAGGAGAUAUGGAAGGGAAUGGUUUUCCACCUACUGUUAUAACUUAUAACAUUGUUCUUCUUGGAUUAUGCAAAGCUCAUAGAGUUGAUGAGGCAAUUGAAGUGCUAGCAGAGAUGGUAGAAAAGGGGCGUCGUCCAAAUGAAACAACGUAUAUUCUGUUAAUUGAAGGUAUUGGUUUUUCAGGAUGGAGAGUUCAAGCAAUGGAGAUGGCUAGCGCGAUUUAUCAUAAGAAUGCUAUCUCGAAAGAAUCACUUCAACGUUUGAGAAAAACCUUUCAAGUACCUGAUGUUUAUAGUAAAGAUAUUACUACUAUCUUAGAAACCAGAAAGUAAGCUUCUUGAAUCUGUUUCUGAUAUGUUCUCUGUAUCGUUCCAAUUUUAUCAUAAGGUCCGCGAAAGGACAAGUUUCGUUCAUAUCAAUGUUCAAUACUUGUACAUCAAUGACAGUAAUAAAGAUCUCAGGCUUCUCUGUCUGCACUCUUUACAUUGUAUUCGUAAACUAACAAGCAUGUACCCAUUUGCUGUA
This is a messenger RNA of Solanum dulcamara, 1796 nucleotides long. RefSeq names its product pentatricopeptide repeat-containing protein At3g04760, chloroplastic. The transcript has 2 exons. NCBI's taxonomy places the organism in Eukaryota, Viridiplantae, Streptophyta, Magnoliopsida, Solanales, Solanaceae. The record is from RefSeq and is a predicted model, not a curated record. Gene Ontology annotation, molecular function: protein binding. Bases 44 to 1603 code for a protein of 519 amino acids.